Molecule: messenger RNA, 2213 nt
Organism: Arvicanthis niloticus (Nile rat)
Lineage: Eukaryota; Metazoa; Chordata; Mammalia; Rodentia; Muridae
Gene: Htr1d
Product: 5-hydroxytryptamine receptor 1D
Biological process (GO): chemical synaptic transmission; smooth muscle contraction; vasoconstriction
Cellular component (GO): plasma membrane
Molecular function (GO): G protein-coupled serotonin receptor activity
Source: RefSeq, a predicted model, not a curated record
CCCGUACCUCUCGGCGGGGAGCCGAUCAUGCAUUCUUUGAGUCUUGGUAAUGGGGAUGUUUUGUCUGGUCAGACACAAAGCCGUCCGUGGGACAGAACCAACGCUCAGCACUCAUGACGUGUUGGCAGCAUCCUGGGAAAAGAGAGCUGCUGGUGGCGCACCUCUGAAUCAGCUGGUUCUUUUUCUCUUUGGUUUUAAAAGCUCUAUGGAAGUGACCUGAUAUCCAGAAUCUUCUCCAAGUAUGAGCAGGAUAAUGUUGAAGUUUUGGUUAAAUACGCUGACGUCUUAUGUUUUGAAAAGCACUAGAAUGUCAAAGGCAAGAACCCCAGAACCCUGCCCAUCCUUCUGUGAGACCUUAGGAAUUAUCUAACAAAUCGAUCAUGUGUCCACUGGGCUGGACCAUCUGCUGGGAGAAGUUCCAGAACCCCAAGAUGCCUUGAGGUUCAUCUGCUUCCAGAAGCAGCUAGCAAUGGUCUUGAUGUUCUUUCCUGUCCUCGUCUUGAGGUCUUUUUGCUGUGUUCCGACGUCCUGAAGUGUGGCCUUCACAAUUGUGAAGCUGAAGGAUGACUUUGCUCUUCCGAUGGGACUACAGUGGAGGAUCGAGCCGUGUGUGUAGAAGUCUGUGGGAAGAAAGAAACACUGAGCAUGUCUCUGCCAAACCAAUCCCUAGAAGGCCUUCCUCUGGAGGCCUCCAACAGAUCCCUGAAUGCUACAGCAGCUUGGGACCCAGAGGUCCUGCAGGCGCUCAGAAUCUCCCUCGUGAUAGUCCUUUCCAUCAUCACACUGGCCACUGUUCUCUCCAAUGCCUUCGUGCUUACCACCAUCCUGCUCACCAAAAAGCUCCACACCCCGGCCAACUAUCUCAUUGGCUCCUUGGCCACCACUGACCUCCUGGUUUCUAUCUUGGUCAUGCCCAUCAGCAUAGCCUACACCACCAGCCGCACCUGGAACUUUGGCCAAAUCCUGUGUGACAUCUGGGUGUCUUCUGACAUCACGUGCUGCACGGCCUCUAUCCUGCAUCUCUGUGUCAUUGCUCUGGACAGAUACUGGGCCAUCACUGACGCCCUGGAGUACAGCAAGCGCCGGACCGCAGGCCACGCAGCAGCCAUGAUUGCGGCCGUCUGGGCCAUCUCUAUCUGUAUCUCCAUCCCUCCGCUCUUCUGGCGGCAGGCCACUGCUCAUGAGGAGAUGUCUGACUGCCUGGUGAACACAUCUCAGAUUUCUUACACCAUCUACUCGACCUGUGGGGCCUUCUACAUCCCAUCCAUCUUACUCAUUAUCCUGUAUGGCCGCAUAUACGUUGCUGCGCGGAGUCGAAUCCAGAACCCACCCUCCCUGUACGGUAAGCGCUUUACCACAGCACAACUCAUCACCGGCUCCGCAGGCUCUUCACUUUGCUCGCUCAACCCCAGCUUCCACGAGAGCCACACACACACAGUCGGCUCCCCUCUCUUUUUUAACCAGGUGAAAAUCAAGCUUGCUGAUAGCAUCCUAGAGCGCAAAAGGAUCUCUGCAGCCCGAGAAAGGAAAGCCACUAAGACCUUGGGCAUCAUUCUGGGGGCCUUUAUCAUCUGCUGGCUGCCUUUCUUUGUGGUAUCAUUGGUCCUCCCCAUCUGCAGAGACUCCUGCUGGAUCCACCCGGCCCUCUUUGACUUCUUCACGUGGCUAGGUUAUUUAAACUCUCUCAUUAACCCCGUCAUCUACACUGUGUUCAAUGAAGACUUUCGACAAGCGUUUCAAAAAGUGAUCCAUUACCGGAAGACCUCUUAGUCGGAUUUCAGGGUGACUCUUGUUUAUCUGUUAUGUCCUGUAACCCCGCUGGGGUUGCCUUUUUAAAAUUACUGUCAUUUCUCUGAGACCUGGGUUGAUUUGUGCUAUCUUGGGGUCUUGGAUUAAAUCAAUAGAUUUGUUCUGUGCCAGCGUCUUCUAGACUUCUGAACCACCUAAAACUAGGCCAUUGUGUUGUAUAAAGGGGGACGGGACUGAAGACAACAUCCUUUAACAUAAUAUCCUUGUGAUUCUCUGGAUUGGAAGAAAUAGAAACUGUAGGACCAAGCUGAGGAACUGUCUUAUUUUCUAGCAGGCUCGGAGGGAAGGCCUUCUGGUCUACCUGGGAUUUUACAGAGGGAUUUGGAGAAUGGUUGUGAUUAUUGACUUGAAUUAAAAGAGAAUUUGGCGUUAGAAUGGAGGGGGCUGUCAUCUCCUGUAGUGCA